UCUUAAUUUUAGUGUGCAGAAGUUCCAACGAACCCGUAAGCACUAGCGUCGUCGUUAUCCACAAACUCCGCCAAACAAACUACUCCUGCACGGCCCGCCAUCUCACCGUCGCCGCCCAGCGAUUCCGGCCUCCGUCUUGAGGUUUUUAACCCUUGCAAUGGCUCCAGAUUCUAGAGAUUAGCAUACCUUGCUUCAAGAUAUUCUUCGAUUUUUACUCUGCUCCUCCAUCGUCGCUUCGCCGUCCUCGCCGUCGCAAUUAGGGGGCGGAGAUACCUAAUCUUCAAUGGACGAAAUUCCGUCGUAAUCGAGUUAAAUUUCAACGAAAUUUCCUACACAAGCAAUUUGCAUCUGAUUGUCAUUCGUAGCUGCCGCUAAAGCAAGAAAUUCCAGACCGCGGCUUAAUCCGAUGCCUUCUUUCCGCGCUUUCCUCAACAGCCCCGUUGGCCCUAAAACAACUCAUUUUUGGGGGCCUGUUGCUAACUUUGGUUUCGUCGCUGCUGGGCUUGCAGAUGUGAGAAAACCCGCCGAUAUGAUUUCUGGGAGAAUGACGGCAGUUUUGUGCGUCUAUUCAUUGUUAUGCAUGAGAUUUGGGUAUAUGGUUCGGCCUCGAAACUAUUUGCUCAUGGGAUGUCAUGCUGCGAAUGAGACUGUUCAGCUCUAUCUUCUCUCUCGUUGGGCGAUGGGUCAGAGGAAGACUGUAAAAAAUUACAGCAACGAGUAGCUUCAUCUUCGUUUCAAUGGCGGUGGAAUGAAUAUGAUGCCAUUAUUGCUGUUUCGAAUCCCUUGCCUUUGGGGUUUGAUUUCUUUAUUAAUAAUUAAUUAAAAGACGACAUUGGUGACUUUAAUUUCGUAAUUUACUUGCUAAUAAGUUAUGCUUAUAUUUGACUUCACUCUUACAUAAUUAAUUUUUAAUUUGAAAAUAUAAUUGUGCGAA
Molecule: messenger RNA, 934 nt
Organism: Benincasa hispida (wax gourd)
Lineage: Eukaryota; Viridiplantae; Streptophyta; Magnoliopsida; Cucurbitales; Cucurbitaceae
Product: mitochondrial pyruvate carrier 1-like
Biological process (GO): pyruvate import into mitochondria
Cellular component (GO): mitochondrial inner membrane
Source: RefSeq, a predicted model, not a curated record